GGCCAUACAUUGGUGAAAUAAGCUUGUGAUGUUAAAUAUGAGGUUUUUCUAUUUCAAAAUGUUAAUCUUUGAGCAAACUGUUCCCUUUCUUUUUUACUUAGAAUGUGUUAUGACUUAUGACACUGAGAAGAUGGUGGUCCCAACUUCUUGGUUUAGUCUUUGAUUUGUGCUUAACUGUUCCCACAUUCUACCACUGUGAAUAUUGCUGGAUGAAUAAGAAUAUAUGGCAGGUUGAACACAUGUUUUUCCUUGGAUUAUUACGGUCACUUGGCAAGGGGCUUCGGGGUCAUUGAUUUGUGCUUUCCUUGGAAUGGAAUGUGUGAGUCGAUUGUGACGAGUGCUGAUGAUGAAAUUAAUAGGGAUAAAAUGUUAGGGAUCUGAGCCCGUUGGUUUAUGCAAUGCCUCCGAUGUGUAUGACUAAUUUGAUGAAAAGACAAAGGGCCUAUGGGGGUUUUCUUCCAUAUGUUUGAUGAUGAUUCAAUGACAGCAAUAUUCUGAUUUCUGAUUGUUGUUCUGAUACGGAAUUGUAUGGAGGAAUUACCAUCCUUUGCCUUUUCCUGUUACUAUUUAAAUCCUGAAUAUUUGCCAUUAGUGGGGAUUGUAAGCAGUUGAGUCCUGAUGUAGCUCUGUCCCUCGCCUCAUGAGAGUGCAUCCAUAUUGUCAGUGUUUAAUAACAAAAUGUGACUGCAUGUCAUUUCGGUUCACGAACAUGUAGUCAACCUUGAAUGAUUGUUGGAAUUUUUAUUUGUUUGUUUCCCUGACGAUCACAAAUUGACUAGCUAAAUAAUUAAAACCAUGUGUGCCUGUUUUCCUGUUGUUGCAGUUGAUUGUUCAUGUAAUGGAUGAUAUGGUGGAUAACAUGAACAAUGCGUAUCAGGAAUUCGUUGCUGCAGCAGCGAGUGUGCUCGAGACGAAAGAGUUAUCCAGUGCGCAGAAGACAAUAGCUACCGACAACUCAUUGGAGAACUUCAAGCAGAAGUGGGAACUGUUUAGGGUGGCUUGUGAUCAAGCGGAGGAGCUUGUGGAGUCAGUGAGGCAAAGGAUAGGGAGUGAGUGCUUGGUGGAUGAAGCUACAGGAACAGGGAGUGGAGCUGUUAGUGGGAAGCCUGGGCAGAGCGGGCCAACUGGCCUACAUCCAAUAAGUGCAGUUCGGUUGGAGCAGAUGAGCAAGGCUGUAAGGUGGCUGGUCAUUGAACUGCAACAUGGUUCUGGAGCUGCAUCUGCUGCUGGUCAUCAUCCUCACACUCCUCCGCCUCCUUUUGAUGCCAGGUUUUCUGAAGAUGCCGCCCAAUAGAGAUAAGGGUGUAAUGCAUACUAGCUGCCCUGGAACCUGCUUUGCAUCUCUAGGCCAUCUGCAGAUGGAUCGUUGGUUUCUAGAUUGCAGAAUGUCUUGUUAACUGUUGUGUAGCGAAAAAACAAGGGACAUAACAUGUUACUAAUCUUUGUUAUCGAUUCAGAAUUUUACGUCUCGGUUAAAUGGGGUAUCCAAAGUGAGAACACCCUUUUGUUUGCUUAUUGAACCAUAAAAAAGAGGGAAUUAGAUU
Messenger RNA from Linum trigynum, 1544 nucleotides. NCBI's taxonomy places the organism in Eukaryota, Viridiplantae, Streptophyta, Magnoliopsida, Malpighiales, Linaceae. The record is from the annotation of a GenBank genome assembly.